This is a messenger RNA of Haliotis rufescens (red abalone), 830 nucleotides long. RefSeq lists its product as uncharacterized. The transcript has 4 exons. Bases 86 to 652 code for a protein of 188 amino acids. Lineage: Eukaryota; Metazoa; Mollusca; Gastropoda; Lepetellida; Haliotidae. The record is from RefSeq and is a predicted model, not a curated record.
UGCAACUAAGCUAGUGGAACAUCAUUGGCUUCAUCAGUUACAAGAUCACUCCAGUUCGGUACAGGGACAAUCCAAGCCAGACAAAAUGAAGAUCAUAUGCCUCUGUAUUGCUCUCUUAGGCGCUGCAGCCAAUGCUCAAAGUACUGCACAUGCUUAUAACAACGUCAACCAGUUUAGUUUCCUUCCAACGAACAGCCAUCACAGUCAAAGCAACACUGUUUCCACGGCAUUUGGUUACCAUGGUAACAGUUUAUCCACCAACAACGGUAACCAAGCUCAAGCACCUGCACCCGCCUACCCAACGACGAAUACCAACGCUUACCCAAUGUCAAACAACUACGCCUACCAAGCAAAUGGUUACAAUGGUUACCAAAGGAACGCCGCGUCCGCUACAACUGGUUACCAGAGCAACACAAACAACAUCAACUCUUUCAUGCUUCCAAUGAUGAUGGGUAUGGACCAAGGAAGUCACAUGGCAACUCUCGGAAUGAUGAUGAACUCGAGACAGGGCAACAGCAUGCUCCCCUUUUACAUGAUGAACCAAGGGUAUGAGAACAUGCUGCCCAUGAUGGCCUUCAUGAACCGCGGGAACCAGAGAGGCCAGAGGAUGAACCCCUUCAUGAUGAUGACUCUUCAUGAAGCGAUGAACUGAGGAACAUUGACUAAACUGUUGUGAAAUAUUUGAGUGAAUACAAGGAGUUGAUUAUUUAUUAAUGUAUGUUUGUUAGAUGGUAUCCCAUGAUGGUAUCCCAUGCACUCUCAAAACGUUGAUGUAUCAAAAUAUUUAUUGACUUAUUUAUGAAACAAUAAUAAUUUAUUGAAUAAACUUA